CUUCAGAUAUUUUAAUAUUUUUCUUUUGACUUCAAGAUAUAUACCAUCACUCAGAAAAGAAAUUUUACUGGAUCCAAAUUUGCGACCUAUAUAUGGAACUAAUGGAAGAGGAUGAUCCUGGUCGAAGAAAAUGGAAGGAUUUGGACAAUGACAUUCUGAUGAGGAUAUUUCAAACGUUCGACAUCUUUGAGUUAACUUCUGGCAUUGCUCAAGUCUGUAACUCGUGGCGUUAUGCUGUUUGUGACCCUUUGUUUUGGAGCACUCUUGAUCUUUCAAUGCUGAAAUCUAACUUUAUUAAAAUUCCGUUAGAGCCUUAUGUUUAUGUGGAUGGACGGUCUGAUAAAACACUGACCAAAGUUCUGAAGAUUUCUCUAAGUCUUAGCCAUGGAAACAUAUCAACUUUGAUAUUCCAUUAUAAUCUUUUUGUCAGUGAUGAUCAGUUGACAUACACUGCUGAGAGGUGCCCACGGCUUAAACGGCUGGUUUUGCCGGCAUGGAAUCGAAUAAAAAAGACCGGAAUUUGCAAGGCCAUAAGCAUGUGGCAAGAUCUUGAAUCACUUACAAUGCCCAGCAUAGCCAGUCCUCGCUACAUCAUGGAGGAAAUCUCCAAGAACUGCAAGAAUUUUUCCAAGCUCAAACUCAUGGGCCCGUGCGACAUUUUAUUUGCAAAUGCACUUGCAAACUGCUUGCCAGAUUUGAAAGUCUUGAGCUUACGUUGCUCGAUGAUCUACAAGGAGGCACUAAUAACAAUCUUGGACAGAUUAAAGCAUCUAGAAGUGCUCAAUAUUUCUCAUUGCAUCAUUAUAGAAGUUCCACCACCACCUGCAUCUAGAAUCGUGCUAGAUGAGCUAGAUAAUUCCAUUCUUGAAAAAGCGUCGCGAAUAAAGGACUUUUUGACAUGUAUGAAUAAUGAUUGUGUUAUGUGUAAAAGAACGAGGAUUGAUGAAGGCUUGUUAAGGUGGUACAAGUACGAAGAAGGGAUUUGGAAAGAAGAUGAAGUAAAGUGUCUUGCAAUUUAACAUUACAAAUGUCUUAUGGGAACCCCCUUUUCUCUAUCUUUGUUUUUGUAUUGAACCUUUUUUUCUUUCUUAAUUGUAUAGUAUCAAACAUGUAGAUGAGUGAGACAGAAAGCUUUCUAUAAAUUGAAGACUAAUAUCAUAGUGGUCCAGCCAAUAAUUUA
This is a messenger RNA of Erigeron canadensis, 1180 nucleotides long. Its product is annotated as F-box/LRR-repeat protein At3g48880-like. NCBI's taxonomy places the organism in Eukaryota, Viridiplantae, Streptophyta, Magnoliopsida, Asterales, Asteraceae. Gene Ontology annotation, molecular function: protein binding. Bases 93 to 1019 code for a protein of 308 amino acids. The transcript is spliced from 3 exons. The record is from RefSeq and is a predicted model, not a curated record.